Messenger RNA from Antechinus flavipes (yellow-footed antechinus), 7829 nucleotides. RefSeq names its product Wnt family member 5A (gene WNT5A). The transcript has 5 exons. The record is from RefSeq and is a predicted model, not a curated record. Gene Ontology annotation, cellular component: extracellular region. Lineage: Eukaryota; Metazoa; Chordata; Mammalia; Dasyuromorphia; Dasyuridae. Gene Ontology annotation, molecular function: frizzled binding; cytokine activity. Bases 2158 to 3306 code for a protein of 382 amino acids. Gene Ontology annotation, biological process: multicellular organism development; cell fate commitment; neuron differentiation.
GGGCCUCAGGAUGGACUGUGGUUCUCGGCAAAGAUCUCGGACUCUGCCAGCAGAGAACUUGGGUUCCAAUUCCUCCUCUGUCAUUUCCUCCCGGAGGGAUCUCGAACAAGGCCUCAGUUUCCCCUUUUGUCAAGUCAAAGAAUGAAAGAGGGUUGGACCCGAUGGCCUUUGCGAUUCCACGUGCCCGAGGACGGGGACUACCUUCUGGGCCGGGGAACCGGGGGAGGGAGGGAGGGAGGGAGAUAGGGAGCCGCGGAGAGAGGCCCCACUCCCAUCCACCUCCGCCUGUGGUACCGCUUUAAAAUGCAGUCUAGUUUGUCAUAGGCGGGCCUGGAGGCGCAUGCGUACAGCCCCGACACCUUCUCCCUCCCUCUCUCCCUCCUUCCCUCCCUCUCCAGCCUUUUCCUUCAGCAAAACUUUUUUUUUUUUUUCCUAAACAUUUUCAGGGAACUCGGCGGAGAGAGAAGCCGGGCGAGAGAGCGAGCGCGAUACACACACACUCACACACACGCACACACUCGCACACACACACUCCCUCACGGAAGACAGACAAGCAGAGAGAAAGAGACAAAAAAAGACGGACCGAGAGAGUUAAGAGAUACGGAGAGACUGGCCAGAGGUGAGGUGGGAGGGCAGACCAUCCCUUUUCUUCGGAGCCCGGGGAGCUUGGAGUUGGCAGUGCAGGAGCAGGAGCAGCAGCAGCAGCAGCAGCAGCCAGAAGCAGGAGCCAGAAGCAGCAGCAGCAGCAGCAGCAGCGCCCAGCGCCCACCCCACCGAACCAGCGCCGGAGCGUGGAGGCGCCCGGAGCCUUCGCUGGACACGCCGCCUCUGCCUCCGCCUAGCGCUCGCCCCCCCCUGGCUCGCGCUCUCUUUACUCCCUCGCCUCGGAUUGUAGUCGGGGUCCCCGGGACUUGUUCCUGGAACCCCGGGAAAGCUGAGCUGCUACGGAUCUCGGGAGCCCCGCCCCCACCAUUGGCCUUUAGUCCCCGUUUUCUUCGCCCUUCGAUUUGAAAAAAAAAAAAAAAAAGGAGGAGGGAGGAGGAGGAGGAAAAGAAAGGGCAAUUAAGAAGAAGAAAGAAGGAAAGGGGGGGAGGGAGAGGAACGUUCCCCCCGGCCAGCUCCAGGGCCACCGGCCCCAGCCCGGGGAAGCCGAAUUGAGUUCACCUUUUAAACUUUUUUCUCGGGACUCCCGUUCGUAACCCAAGUGUUUCCUACCCCAGUCCCGCGCCCCAAAAUGAAAGGACCGAAGCAGGGGGAGCCUCGUCAUCCUCGGCCCACUGCGUUUCCUGCUGCAUCUUGCGAAGAGAAGCCCGGCGUGCCGGAUUGUUUUGUCGCGUAAAGUCUACAAGUGUGUGUGUAUACACAAACGUGCACACAUACACAGACAAUCGCGCGCGCUUACACACACACACGCGCGCGCGCGCACACACGCACACACACACACACACAUACACAGACGGUGGACCGAGGGACUAGAGCUUCGGAGCGAAUGUUUCGGCCCCAAACCCAGAGAGGAGUCCAAAGGAAGGCGAGAAGAGCCUGAAGGCUGCACCAGUCUUAGUGGAAAGCAAGGGGCACCUGGGUGGAAGGAUCGCUGCCCUCGGGGCAAGUGUGUGUCGUGGGGGCGGGCGGGGACGAGGGGGGGUCUCACCCCCUUGUGAAAGACUUUUUUUUUUAUUUGUUGUAAAGUGUUUCGCACAAUCACGCCCACAUUUGGGGUUGGAAAGCCCUAAUUACUGCCAUCUCUGAUGGACGUUGGGAACCCAGCCAUCAGAAGAGCGCAGCUCGGCUCUACGGGCACCAGGGCGCUAGCGCAGGAUCCAGGUUCCCCUCCUCCGGUCCCGCCGUCCGCCUCGACUCGAGACUUUCUCCCCAUCUCGGCCUCUAGGGGCCGGGCAGCUUCCCCAGCGGCUGGUCACCCGAGGCCCCUCUCCUACCACUGUGGGCUCCGGCGCGAGCUCCCGCUGGGGCUGCCGCUGCCGCCGCCUCUGCCGCCCCCGCCACAGCCACCGCUGCUCCCGCAGUCCGCGGUCCCUGCUCUGCAAGACACCCACCCGGGACUGUGCAGUCCUGCCUGGCCCGACGCCACUCCGCUGGGACUCCUGGGCUGCUCUCCCUGAGCUGGGACCUCCAUCCACCAGCCCCUCCCCCUGUGCCAUGGAGAAGCCCGUCGGAAUAUCGGUCCAAGGAGGUGCUCUGGGAUCGGCUGGCACGGCCACUGCGAUGCCUUCGAAGUUGUCUCUGGUGGCCUUGGCCAUUUUCGUCUCAGUUACCCAAGUUGUGAUAGAGGCCAGCUCUUGGUGGUCACUGGGCAUGAAUAACCCUGUUCAGAUGUCAGAAGUCUAUAUUAUAGGAGCUCAGCCCCUGUGUAGCCAACUGGCGGGACUCUCUCAAGGCCAGAAGAAACUCUGUCAUCUCUAUCAAGACCAUAUGCAAUAUAUUGGAGAAGGAGCGAAGACGGGCAUCAAGGAGUGCCAGUAUCAAUUCCGCCACCGUCGCUGGAACUGUAGCACCGUGGAUAACACCUCCGUUUUUGGAAGGGUCAUGCAGAUAGGUAGCAGGGAGACGGCCUUCACCUACGCAGUCAGUGCUGCUGGGGUAGUGAACGCCAUGAGCCGGGCCUGCAGGGAAGGGGAACUGUCCACCUGUGGCUGCAGCCGGGCUGCCCGUCCCAAAGACUUGCCUCGAGACUGGCUUUGGGGAGGUUGUGGGGACAACAUUGACUAUGGGUACCGCUUCGCCAAGGAGUUUGUGGAUGCUCGGGAGCGGGAGAGAAUCCAUUCCAAAGGCUCCUACGAGAGCGCCCGAACCCUAAUGAACCUGCACAACAACGAAGCCGGGAGGAGGACGGUCUAUAACUUGGCAGACGUGGCCUGCAAGUGCCACGGAGUGUCGGGUUCGUGCAGCCUGAAGACCUGCUGGUUGCAGCUCGCCGACUUCCGGAAAGUGGGGGACGCCCUGAAGGAGAAGUACGACAGCGCGGCGGCCAUGAAGCUGAACAGCCGGGGCAAGCUGGUGCAGGUGAACAGCCGCUUCAACACGCCCACCACCCAGGACCUGGUCUACAUCGACCCGAGCCCGGACUACUGCGUGCGCAACGAGAGCACGGGCUCGCUGGGCACCCAGGGCCGGCUGUGCAAUAAGACCUCGGAAGGCAUGGACGGCUGCGAGCUCAUGUGCUGCGGCCGGGGCUACGACCAGUUCAAGACGGUGCAGACGGAGCGCUGCCAUUGCAAAUUUCACUGGUGCUGCUACGUCAAGUGCAAGAAGUGCACGGAGAUCGUGGACCAGUUCGUGUGCAAAUAGCAGGGCUGCCGCCUCCAGCAGGGGGCGCCCUCUCCUCCCCGGACUAUCUCCACCUUAUUUAUAGAGCGCUCCAUGAUGUCCUCCCUCCCCGCGCACUCCUCCCCCCGUUGCAAAUAGAAGCAACUAGAACCGUUUUCUGCUCCCACCCAAGAACUAUGUGGUUUAUUAUUGUUAUUAUUAUUGUUAUUGUUAUUAUUAUUAUUUGGCAAAAAAAAUGGGGGGGAGACCAAGAAAAUAUUUAUUUUAUGGGGAAAAGUUGGAAAUAAGACUUCCGAGAGCACAGAACGAGGGGAAAUCGGAUCCCGUCCUACUGGACGCGACGGGACGGGGCUCCCGGAGAGAAGGAAAAGGCCCGGCCGCCUCCUGCCUCCUUGCUUUGUCCCGAGGCUCUGCUCGCUGGGACCCAGACGCGACGCUUGGCGUCCUCAGCCAAACUGACGGAGACCGCCGAGGUCUCGCGGAGCCGGCGCUCAGCGGGUGGGGGCCGAGGCGGGGGGCGUGGCCGAAGCGCGCCCUCGUCUCCAAAGGGUGCCGGCUCCGCGAAGAGGGGAGGCUGGGGGGGCAGGGCGCCUGAUGGGUGCUCUUUGCACCUGCCAUUGACCAUCUCUGUGCUAACGGCGAAACCCAGAGAAGGGGGAGAGGGAGAGGGAUCGAAAUAAAUAUUUUGAAGAUCAGGGCGACGCUGUGACCCCCUGUGAGUAGAUCUGGCGGGUGAGAUUGGAAGGGACCUCCAGCCUGAAAGAGUCAGCGGCCUCUCCAAGGGCAUCUCCCCCCCCCCCUUUUUUCUUUGUUCUGAUUUAAAGGAAGAACCAAACAUUUCCCUUAGAAGUGCCCCGUGAUCAAGUGACAGACAGCAGUCAGAAGCAGCAAGUGCUGCGGAGUUCCGCCGGCCCCAGCCUGCCACAAGGCCUCUGCCCUUCCGCCGCACCGGGAGGGCCCCGGCCAGAAAAGGGCAUCUCCGAAAACCGCUUCCCCGUCCCACCCCAGCCCUCCCCGCCCGGCGGGCCGUCUUCCCCAGCGCAGCCGCAUCUCUCCCCUGUGACUUUUACAAGAGGAAAUGAAUCAUGUGAGCCACCUUCUGAGAACGCUGGGUUUUCUGUAAAGUCUUAUUUGGAGGAGACGAGAGCUUUCUACUUUAAUGACUUUUAUGUGACUAAUUCACUUCAAGGAGGUGUUGCAGCCAGACGAGUUAUGACCCUGGGUGCUGAUGCUAUAUUUUUACCUCUUGUAAUAGCCUGCAGGUAGACAGUCAGACAGACACUCCAGGAGCUCAGAAAGGGCUCGGCCGGGGGAGUCUAGAUGCGGCAACGGGCUCUGAUGGUGCCUGAUAUUCAAAGUUUUUUGUACAUAAUAUAUAUAUAUAUAAAUAUACAUAUAUAAAUAUAAAUAUAUCAUAAUACAGCCAGCGGUCUGAACUUUGACAGCUUACUAUGGGGCUACUUGGCAAUUUGGGGCAACAGAGGCCUCUUUUUAGAUAAUUAGGGUUUUUCUGGGAAAGGUUUUCUGAGUUGGGGGUCAUAGCUGUGAUAAUGUCACACCAAGGUGUUUUCCCCUAGGGUUGGGGGCUAUGGAUGAGGUAUGAUUUCCAUACAGUUUCCUUGAUUUGAAGACAUCUUUUCCAUUCCUCCCUGAUUCUGUUCCUGUUUCCUUUCAAUCUCCUGAGAGGGCAUUACUGAAAAGGAGAAAGAGAGCAGAGUUUGCCAGCAUCCUUGAUUUGUCCCUUUUAUCUAUGUAUUUCUAUAAAUGGGAAUCCGAACUUUUUAGCGUUCUUGAAAAUUGACCAAAAAUAAUAACUACAAACCCGGCUCAGCUCACAGCAUGUCUGUUGUUUUCUAAGACACCUCUUUCAACCGAAAUCCCACCAAAUCUGGCCUGCAGUAUUUAGUCUGUAAUACCCUCCUCUGACAGUCGUGAAAGAAGACAAUUCUUCUUAGGUCCAAGGCUAGGAGGAUUCCCAUUUUUCCCAUCAUUUCUCAGCUCCUUAAACCUGAUUUUCUCCUUUUUAACUUAUUGUCCUAGGAUGUAAAUUCACCCUUCAUUGCUGGAGGUUACUAACAGAAUAUCUUAAAGCAGAAAAACACCAAUUCAUUGAAGAUGUCACUUUUGGAGUGUUUUCUACCAAAAAAAAAAAAAGAAUUAUUUUUUUCUCCUUUGAUAAAAAAGAGAUUUUAAAACUAAAAAUAAAUUGAGUGAUCAAGUUUUUGAGUAGAGCUGAGUUGAACAAUCCUAGCCACUAAGCUAUAUUUAAUGUAAUAUAUUUUACUGGUCUUUUAGAUAAUCUGUAAAUCUUCUUUUCCCUCUCCUCUCUUUUGUACAUUUAAUGUACAUAUUUCUGCCUUCUGUGAUUUGUAAAUUUCACUGGUCUAAGAUACAAGCAAUGAAAGGCUCCUUCGGUGAUAAAAGAUAAGACUAUAAAAUAAAAGCAUUGGUUGUAUAUUGGUAAGUGGUUUUAAUUGUCCUUUAGAUUAUGUCUAGGGAGGUUAUCAGAACAGAGUAACAGGUUAGGUUGCUGAAAUGUUUCUUUCUUUUUUUUUUUAAAUAAGAAAGUGGAAAAUUUAGGCUAAAUCAAAAUUAUUUUGAGAUUGAUAGAUAAUAGUAAAUGAAACUUAGCUAAGAGGGAACCCUCUCUUCCUAUGUUAUAAAUGGACCUCCCAAACCCCACACAGAUGGUCCAAAGCUGGUAGCAUUCUUUGAGCACCACAAGGAUCCUGUCAUUGUCUCUGAGCAGGGCGGGGAUUUGCAACAGCUCUUAGAGGGACUGAAGGGCAGCAAGAAAGAUUUUUUUUUUUUUUUCCUGUUACCAGAUUUGUAGUCCCACAAAAUAUAUCUCAGUGGUUUCCAUUGAAACUGUGGGACUUCUUUAUUAGACGUUGGCUGCGCGCUGUGGGACUGGCCGACUGUACCCCUUGAAAGAAAGCUUGACAAAAAGCUGAAUUCAGGCCCUGGAGGGCAAGAAUUCAUUGGCAGCGAAGGGUUCAUUUUUUUUUUUUUUUAAGGACACGCAAUUAACAUAAGCAUAUGUAUUUUUAAGAAAUCUUAAAUCUAUACCAGGCUGGAGAGAGAUUGAUAAAUCAGUCUUUUAUUUUCUUUUUUUAAGGAUAACCUUGUAACAUAUUGAAACCUUUCAAAGAUGCCAAGAAUGCAUUAUUCCACAGAAAAACAGUAGACCAACAUAUAGAGUGUUUAAAAUAGCAGCAUUUCUGGGCAAAUGUAAACGCUUGUGGUUCUAUUACUCACAUCUGUUUCAGUUUUCCUUCAUUUGUAUAUUGACCAGUAUUCGUUAUUGCAAAAACAUAGCCUCUAUUUAGGAGAGUCAGCAAUUUUUAUAUAUGUGUGUGCCUAUGUAUGUAUCCAUCCAUCCAUCCAUACACACACAUAUAUGUAUAUAUGUGUAGAUAUACGUACAUAUAUAUCCAUACUGGAGUAUAUUCGAGUCCUUCCCAGUACAAGAAAAUCAACAAAACAUUUAUAUAUCGCACCAGCCAAACAGGGCCGGUUUCAAAAAUAGUCAUUAUGUGCUCAAGGAGAAAGGGAGGCUGUUUAAGUUCCUGAGAAGUUUAUCUGUUCAGUUCUGUAAACUGCUGCUGUUGAUACCCCUAGCCUGGCACCAGAAUGUGUGGGCAGAAUCCAGCCAACCCCUGGUUUUAUGUGGUGCUGCCAAUUCUGGUUCCCAAGCCAGUUGUGCAAAAAAAAAAAAAAAUCAUUUCUUGGAGCUUCUGGUAUUUCCAAAGACCCAAGACCACUGAAGAAUCUUGAAAGAGUGAACUCCAGGCAAGAGACUUGUGUCGGAGGGGAUUGGUUUCCUGUGCUUUGCGGCUGAUAGCAAAAGGUAGUCAUUGGAGAAAACGGGCCCCUUCCCCCAAAGUUGGUGGUACAUAAUAUAAAACAUACAUAUAUAUUAUAUAUUAUAUAUAUAUAACUUGAAGCAUAUAUGUAAUGCAAAUAAGCACCAAAGCACAUGUCUAAAAUAUUGCAUUGUCACUGUAAAAUAUACAUUUAAAAAUAUUUAUUAAAAAGAAGUUUAUUCUAGUCUCCCCCCUCCUGCAUGAAACGGCGAAAAAUAGAUGCGAUCCUUUUGAAAAUGAGAUGAGAAAAGGAAAUACAUUACUUUGGAUUUGGUGUCUUUGGCAGAGGAUAGAGAGUUUAAAGUUUUUAUUUUUAUUAAGGAUUUCUUUGUUCCUCCGUGAAUUCAAGUUCCAAAUGAGAAUAUAGAAUAGGUUGAUGAUAUUUUGCUUUAAGAGAAUAUUCGCAUGUCAGUCACCUUUAAAGGGGGAGGAAACCAUAACGGUGGGAUCUGGAGCAGGGAAUAGAUGUGACUUAUCUAAUGGUGUAUUCAUGGGAAUCUAAGAGUAGAUUGAAAUGUCAUCGGUUUCAAAAGCAGAGUUUUUAACAAAAGGAGAAAAGCAGCAUCUUAAAUCGUUUCAAAUGCAGUGUAAAAUUUGCUGGGAUAGAUAUGAGAUAAAGAUUAUUUAUUUUUGUUCAUAUCAUGUACCUUUUCUAUUAAAAUCAUUUGAUAAAAUAUA